GUUCCUGUUCAUCUCUCACUCCACCCAUCACCACGUUCCACACUCGCCCAGCAUGGCCAAGCGCAGGAAGAAGACGCGCACGCACCUCAAGGGCCCGAACAACUCGGCCAACACCGCCACGAAUGCGCCCAAGAGCUUCGUCGUGCGCGCCGGCAAGGUCGGCCGCAGCGCCGCCGCCCUCGUCGCCGACGUGCGCAAGACGAUGGAGCCCAACACGGCGUCGCGUCUGCGGGAACGGCUGAGCAACCGGCUGCGCGACUUCGUCGCCAUGGCCGGCCCGCUCGGCGUCACGCACCUGCUGCUCCUCAGCCAGCCGGACAAGGCAACGAGCCAGGCACACCUGAAUCUGCGCAUUGCGCGUGCGCCGCGCGGCCCGACGUGCACCUUCCGCGUCAACAAGUUUGCGCUGGCGCGCGACGUGGCGGCGGCGCAGAAGCGGCCGCGCGCGCCGGGUGGAGAGUUUGGCACACCGCCGCUGCUCGUGCUGAACAACUUUGGCAGCCAAGAGAAGCACGUGAAGCUGCUGGUCACCGUCUUCCAGGGCCUCUUUCCGCCGAUUCAGGUUCAGUCUAUGCCGCUCUCGCAAGCACGCCGCAUCGUGCUGCUCUCCUACGACAGCGCGACGGGCACCAUCGACUGGCGCCACUACCUCAUCACUGUGCGCCCCGUCGGCGUCACGCGGAGAGUGCGGCGAGUCAUCGAGGGCGCGCACAGCGGGGCACGCGGACGCGUGCCAAAUCUGGCAGACGCCGCCGACAUCUCGGCGUACGUGCUCGGUCGGACAAGCGGCGGCGACGGCUUCGAGACCGAUGCGUCCAGUGCGUCGGAGGCUGAGAGCGACGUGGAGGGCGUGCCGAGCAACCAGGUGGAGCUGCCGGCCAGCUACGUCGGCCGCGGCAACGUGGGCGGCGAGAAGCGCGCCGUGCGGCUGCGUGAGCUGGGCCCGCGCAUGGAGCUGCGCUGCAUCAAGAUUCAGGAGGGCAUUCCGGGCGCGGGCAAGAAGGGCGAGGCGCCGGGCGAGGUGCUCUGGCACGACUAUGUCAAGAAGACGCGCGCCGAGGUCAACGAGAUGUCGCGCGCCGCCGCAUCGCGCAACAAGGUCAAGGCCGAGCGGCGCAGCGAGCAGGAGGCCAACGUAGAGCGCAAGGCCGCCGAGGCUGCUGCCCGCAAGACAGGCGGCAAGCGUGGCAAGCGCGAUGAGCCGCAGCCUGGCGACGAGGCGGACAGCGAGGAGGGCGAUGAGGCGCUUGACGCGAUCGAGAGUGAUGAGGAGGAUGAGUUCGCGUACGAGGACCGCAUUGCCGGAGGAGGAGAGCCAGGCGACGGCGACCUGUUCGACGAUGAGGGAGCUGCGGAGGAUGAGGAUGAGGACCUCUCCAUCGGCGGCUCAGAGGACGAGGAUGAGGAUGAGGACGACUCGGACCUCUCGCCAAUCGAGGUCACGGGCCAGGACUACGACGAGUCCGACUCGGACGACGCACAAGAAGCGCCGCGCAAGAUGCCGCGCGACGGCAGUGCAGCGCGUGGGCGAGGCCGGGGCGGCUUCCGUGGCCGGGGCGGCAUCGCGAGGGCACACGUCGGGCGUGGAGAUCGGCCUGGCAGCGGCCGGGGCGGCGCAGGAGCGCGGGGCGGCAGGCGAUAGAUGUAAUGUAACGGUCCGUUCACU
Messenger RNA from Tilletiopsis washingtonensis, 1666 nucleotides. Its product is annotated as Brix-domain-containing protein. Lineage: Eukaryota; Fungi; Basidiomycota; Exobasidiomycetes; Entylomatales. The transcript has 6 exons. The record is from RefSeq and is a predicted model, not a curated record. Gene Ontology annotation, cellular component: preribosome, large subunit precursor. The coding region runs from base 53 to 1642 and encodes 529 amino acids. Gene Ontology annotation, molecular function: rRNA binding. Gene Ontology annotation, biological process: rRNA processing; ribosomal large subunit assembly.